Messenger RNA from Gopherus evgoodei (Goodes thornscrub tortoise), 978 nucleotides. Its product is annotated as olfactory receptor 1361-like. Lineage: Eukaryota; Metazoa; Chordata; Testudines; Testudinidae. Gene Ontology annotation, biological process: G protein-coupled receptor signaling pathway. The record is from RefSeq and is a predicted model, not a curated record. Gene Ontology annotation, molecular function: G protein-coupled receptor activity; olfactory receptor activity. The transcript has a single exon. Bases 1 to 978 code for a protein of 325 amino acids. Gene Ontology annotation, cellular component: membrane.
AUGGCAAAUGCAGACUUGGGAGAUCAAACAUCCAUCACAGAAUUCAUUCUCCUAGGAUUUGGGAACCUCCAGGAACUGCACUUUCUUCUCUGCCUGCUGUUUCUAGUGAUCUACAUUGCGACCAUGGUGGAGAACAUCCUCGUUGUGUUAGUUGUUGCUGAUCAGUAUCUUCACACUCCUAUGUACUUGUUCCUGGGGAACUUGUCCUGCCUGGAGACCUGCUACACCUCCACCAUCCUUCCCAGGGUGCUGGCCAGUCUCCUGACUGGAGACAGAACUAUUUCUGUUAGUGGUUGCAUCACACAAUUUUAUUUCUUCGGUUCUCUGGCAUCUACAGAAAGUUAUCUCCUUGUCAUAAUGUCUUUUGACCGGUAUUUAGCAAUUUGUAACCCAUUGCAUUAUGCAGCACUUAUGAACAGCAAAUGUUGCCAUCAGCUAAUUGCUGGUUCUUGGAUAAGUGCCUUCUUGGCCAAUUGCUUGGUGAUAUUUUUGGCAUCACAAUUAACUUUUUGCAAGUCUAGUGAAAUUCUCCAUUUCUUUUGUGACUUCUCCCCAAUUGUAAAACUCUCCUGCAGUGACACUAACCUCAUUGAACUUCUAACUUUCAUCAUGGCCUUUAUAUUCACAGUGACACCAUUUCUCUUAACCAUGAUAUUCUACGUUUGCAUCAUCACCACCAUCCUGAGAAUCUCAUCCACCAGAGGGAGGCAAAAGGCAUUUUCCACCUACUCCUCUCACCUUAUUGUGGUGACCAUUUUCUAUGGAACCAUAAUCAUUGUCUACAUGCUGCCAGACACCAAUACACUGCGAGACCUGAACAAAGUGUUCUCUGUCUUCUACACAGUCUUGACUCCUCUGGUCAACCCGCUCAUCUACAGCCUGAGAAACAAAGAAGUACACAAAGCCCUGAGGAGAAAGACUGCCAAUAAAUGGAGAGCUUUUUGCAAGAGUGAAGAUGAUCUGAUGCCAUUCCAUUAG